UAUCCAAUCGCAGGAAGCUUCUUAGGCUUGCGGUCAGCCAGUGAAGGUCAUCUGCAGUUAUGCCCGUCUUCUUAUAGGGCAAGAAAUAUGGCCUUUACCUUCGGCACUAAUUUCAAACAGAAGUGCCAGGUACUGGUAGAUGAUUUGUACAAAACAUCCUUGUAUCAACCUUUGUAUUUUGAUGCAUUCGUGCAGUACGAAGUCGAACGACAGACGCUUCUAUACGCCGUGCCUCUCUUAAUCACCAACAUUCAGUCCUGGAAAGAUGAUUACAGCAAAAAAUAUGACGAUGUAUCAUCAUGGAUACUAACAAGAAGGUUUUUCAUGGUUGACAAUAUCAUUGGAAGGAUGGAAGACUCUAGUGACCAUCACGUAAUGUACGUACAAAGUCUGAAGAUCUUCACGUCACUGCAGAAGGACACGACGACGGGACUCAUAUAUCCUCCUUACAUCGAGCUCACCUACGCUUCCGUCAGCAAGAAGGAUUCCGGAAAAUCCGUAGAGGUCUUCUUCUCUAGCAUCUACAGCAUGGAUAUGACGAGACACGAGCGAGACAUGUGGAUAUCACUCGGCGUCAUGAUGGUCGUGGCGUUCAUCGCCACCAUCAUCGAUACCUGGUCCUGGUCAAAUAGAUCUGGCCAGGUCAGCAUCAACUGCCUCACGCUCGUCCAGUGCUUCUUCAUAAUGAGUGGUCAUCUGGCCAAUGCAAUCUUCAUCGUUCUCGUACCUUCUUCUGUCUGGAUCUUCAUCUUCUACAAGAACCAGAAGCAAGUGAGCAUCCUCCCACACGAUGGCCUGCACAACGAGCAGUUCCUCUCGUUUCUCAUCUGCGCAUGUCUCCUCAAACUCCUCCACGUCAUCCACCUCAUCUUCACGCAAGUCAACGUCGAUAUAUUUUUAGUGGACUGGGAAAAACCCACGAAAAUCGAAACCAACCAGCAGCAGCAGCGGCAGUUGCAGCAACAACAGCAACUGACACCAUCUGUCUGGAGGAUGUAUUUGGUUGCUAACGAGUGGAAUGAGAUCCAGACUUUCAGGAAAACCAACACCAUCGUUCAGUUCAUUCUCGUUGUCUUCUUCCUCGAGGUUGUGGGACUGGGCUACCUUUCUACCAUGGACCCAUUCAACAAGCUGAGAAACAGCAACUACAACAACAACGCCAACAACGACGACGCUGAAAACAUUUUCAUCGUGCAUAGCCAUCUCUUCAGAUUUGCCUGGAUCUGUAUCGUCUACCUUACUGUCGGAAUCUGCCAGAUAAUAUUCGUCUUGUUGAUCUACGAGCGAUUUUUCGAAGAUAAGAUCCGACAGUUCGUGGACCUCUGCUCCACCUGCAACAUCAGCAUGUUCAUCUUCUCGUCGGAUCUCUACGGAUACUACAUACACGGUCGGUCGGUUCACGGUCGGUCCGAUGUUGGCCUGAGGCAGAUGCAUGAGAAUUUUGCCAGGGAGGAGAAAGACAUAGUAAGCAAGAGAGGAUUGCUCCCGGAUGACGAGGAGCAGACAUUUGAAAUCAUCGUCUCCAACAAGUUAAGAAACAACAUCGACAGGAUAACCAAGCCUGUCUUAUAUUCUCAAAACAACAGAACGUCAGCGAUUGGAGGAAUAGAUAAAGAGAUUGAACAGUCAGUUGAGGCUCAUUACGUUAUGAACCAGACUCUGAUGGCAUACAUUGAUCAUACUCUCACAGAUGUGGAUUACAUAGUAAAAAAGAAAUCCUUACUCGAGGCAUUGCUAAACUUUGAAUUUCAGUUUCAAACAUUCUUAGGCACCUUUUAUAGAGAUAAUGGUCACUCAUUUGAUUGUGUGCUGUUCUACGGUCACGAGAUGACUUUGAUGAUGUUUGAGGUGCUACUGAUGACAUGCAUGGACCUUAUAUUCACCAACUAUGUCCUAGACGCUAUCAUCACUUACGUACUUAUGGAGAUCGUCCUCAGAAGUUUUAGAGACAGUUUUGGCCGGAGCAAUCUGGCUCGUAAGACUAUGGUGGACAAAAGAUUCUUAAUUUGA
Helobdella robusta is the source of this 2010-nucleotide messenger RNA. RefSeq lists its product as hypothetical. The record is from RefSeq and is a predicted model, not a curated record. Gene Ontology annotation, cellular component: MKS complex; ciliary transition zone. The annotation marks the transcript as partial. Gene Ontology annotation, biological process: cilium assembly. The transcript is spliced from 16 exons. Lineage: Eukaryota; Metazoa; Annelida; Clitellata; Rhynchobdellida; Glossiphoniidae.